This is a messenger RNA of Jatropha curcas, 1255 nucleotides long. RefSeq names its product peroxisome biogenesis protein 19-2. Gene Ontology annotation, biological process: protein import into peroxisome membrane. Gene Ontology annotation, cellular component: peroxisomal membrane; peroxisome. The record is from RefSeq and is a predicted model, not a curated record. NCBI's taxonomy places the organism in Eukaryota, Viridiplantae, Streptophyta, Magnoliopsida, Malpighiales, Euphorbiaceae.
CAAAAAGAAAAAAUUGGGACAAUUAAAGAUAAUAGCAAAAAUAUCAGAAAAAUAUUCCCCGCAAAGGGACGGUUUCGGUCCCAAAAGAGUCAAGCCCUCUUCACCGAGUCAGAAUUCAGAAUCUUUGGAUAUUUUUUGUGGGUGGCACCGCCAACAGGAGUCGUCAAAAUUUCAUCAUCUAAACCCUCAAUCCAAGCGAAAGACGCACAUAAUUUUUUCAUACAUUUUCUUCAAUUUGAGAAAGUGAUAGAGAGAUUGUUCCAGUCAUGGCUGACCAUAGUCACAACGAUGAUUUAGACGAACUCCUUGACAGUGCUCUUGACGAUUUCCAGGGUCUCAACCUCGCUCCUUCCUCUCAAAGGAGUGGAGGAGGAGAUGGUAAUAAAGAGAACAAGCAGCAAGAAUCAUCAGCUUCACUGCCAAUGGGGGUUCAGGGGUUGGGUAUGGGGUUACCUGACUUGAAAAAUAAGAAAAAGGGAAAGCAAAAGGUUUCAAAGGAGUCCCAUGUCGCAGAGGCGCUUGAUCAACUUAGGGAGCAGACUAGGGAAGCUGUCAAGGGCUUGGAGUCUGUCACAAGUCCAAAACCAGAUGAUUUUGGUAAGGAUGCAUUUCUGGAGGAUUGGGUUAAGCAAUUUGAGGAGCUUGCUGGCUCUCAGGACAUGGAAUCUAUCGUGGAGACGAUGAUGCAACAACUUUUGUCUAAGGAGAUUCUUCAGGAACCUAUGAAGGAAAUUGGAGCAAGAUAUCCAAAGUGGUUGGAAGAACACAAAACCAGUUUAACCAAAGAUGAAUACGAGCGUUAUUCUCACCAAUAUGAACUCAUCAACAAACUUAACAAAGUUUAUGAGAAUGAACCUAAUAAUUUCACAAAGAUUGUUGAUCUCAUGCAGAAAAUGCAAGAAUGUGGCCAACCUCCAAAUGAUAUUGUGCAAGAGCUUGCUCCUGAUAUUGACUUUGCUAAUCUUGGCCAAAUAUCUCCAGAGAUGCUCGAGUCCCAGCCAAAUUGCUGCAUAAUGUGAGGCAAGACGUGCCCUCAUUUCUUGCAACCAAUUUGCUUUUUCCCUUUGUCCUAUACCUAUAGGUAUUUAUUUGAAAUGUAUUUGUCAAAGAUAUAGUAUGGUGGUUUUAUUUUCCCACACCCUAAUAAUAGAAAGGAACUCAAUUUUAGUCCUUAUGUUUAUUUGAAACUUGUAUAUGAUUCAAGUUUAAGUAUUUUUGUUUCAAAUUUUAAGUAGUGCAUUCUAAAUUAUGGGAA